Metopolophium dirhodum (rose-grain aphid) is the source of this 8018-nucleotide messenger RNA. It is a transcript of the gene mon2, whose product is annotated as protein MON2 homolog. Lineage: Eukaryota; Metazoa; Arthropoda; Insecta; Hemiptera; Aphididae. The record is from RefSeq and is a predicted model, not a curated record. The transcript has 27 exons. Bases 494 to 7021 code for a protein of 2175 amino acids.
CACUGUUGCGGCGGCGGCCUCAGCGACGACGACAACAACGACAAGUCGACAACGUCAAUACUACAGAUUACAGCGAUUACAUACGUUUUUUUUCCCUUCUAUCAUUGUUAUCGUCGAUCGCCGUCACUGUUGUCAUCGAAGAUCGAACGGAGACCAACUUACACUCGGCGAGACGACCGUAGUACAACUGCGUCCGACAUUUUACGGCGAUCUCGUUUCUCUCGCUGGUCACUGACGUUUUGCGAGCGGCUAGUGUGCUGGACGACGUUCGCGUUUACACGGUGCCCAGCCAGUGGGUCGGUUGUAUAGACGGGCGCCAUUGUCGAGUCUCGCGCCGCCGACUACUAAGACUAUCCAGGCCGAUCUGCGGGAGGCGCCCCCCCCCCUCGACGGCGAGAGAGUGAGUGAGAGAUUCGUACACGGUGCUGGCAAAGGGUAGGUUGGUCAGGUUCGGCGAGAGGGAACGGUCGGCCUCGCACGGCUACCGACCGUCAUGGCUCUCCGGCGUUCGGCUGGCGGCACGUCGUCACCAUCGUCGUCCGUCACCGACAACGAAAACGCCAUCAGGUUACUGGAAUCGCUGCAGAACGACUUCAAGUGCUUGUCCAUGGAGACAAAGAAGAAAUAUCCUCAGAUCAAAGAGGCGUCUGAAGAGGCCAUUGUCAAGCUGAGAAACUCGGCGGCUGUUGCGGCCGAUCACUUACAACAACAGCAACAGUCACACCAUAACCAUCAUCAGAUCUAUUAUGUUGUUAACCAAAUACUAUAUCCUGUUGUCCAGGGGUGCGAGACCAAAGAACCAAAAAUUGUCAAGAUGUGUCUGGGAACCAUACAAAAACUAAUUACACACCGAGCAGUCGACCAAAAAGGUGCCCGUUAUAUAACUGAUACCUUGUGGAUGCUGAUGGAGUCUGGGACUGAGCAUGUAAAAGUAUUGCAGAGUGUCACCCUACUAUUGACCACCGACUGUGUGGUGCGCGGCGAAACUCUAGCUAGGAAUUUGGUGUUAUGUUUCCGACUGCAUUUUACCAAAGACUCACAAGCUGUCAUCAACACGGCUGGCGCUACUGUGCGUCAGCUUGUGGCUCUAGUAUUUGAACGUGUUAUGCACGAAGAUGAGCAGCGCGAACAGCUACUUAAGGUCUCCAUGAAUGAUGAUAACGGAUGUGACACACAGCAGCAAAAAAAUGGCGUAGACUCCUCUGCUCCUUCUCAAGAUCACAAACAACAGCAAAGUAGUAGAACUCAACCAUUGCCACUGCUUCACCACCAUAAUCAAUAUAAUGGUAGCAAUGCAAGUGGCUAUGAACCCCCUGUGUCAACAUUGGGCCCGUGUGCAGCAGAUGCAUAUCAUAUGUUCCAAGACCUUGUGCGAUUGGUGAACACAGACCGUCCAUAUUGGCUGGUGGGCAUGACAGAAAUGACCAGAACGUUUGGCCUGGAACUAUUAGAAUCUGUGCUUUCUGAUUUUCAGCCUGUGUUCUAUAAACACAUGGAGUUUAGAUACCUAUUGAAAGAGCGUGUCUGUGCAUUAGUCAUCAAGUUAUUUUCGCCUAAUGUCAAGCAUCAUAGUGGCAGUAGUUCUGUCAGGAGAAACACAAUCUCCAACACUGGAACUGGUGCUUCAUCUGUUUCUGGCAAUAAUAGCUCUUCAGUAAUGAUGAUGGGUGUUACUGGUGGUGCUGGUAGUCCUACCUCUAAUCACCGUGGCGACGAUAGACCGCAUUAUGCUAUCACAGUACGACUGUUGCGUCUCGUCUCUAUACUCGUUCGCAAAUACCAUAAACUACUGAUCACAGAAUGUGAGAUAUUCUUAUCAUUGAUUGUCAAAUUUUUGGAUGCGGACAAACCUGCAUGGCAACGAUCUGUUGCUUUGGAGGUGUUACAUCGCCUGGUUGUUGAACCUGGCCUUUUAGCCGCAUUUUGUGCGUGCUAUGAUCUAAAGUUACAUAGCACUAAGAUAUUUAGAGACAUAAUUGAUUCAUUAGCCGGAUAUGUGCAAUCAUUAUUUAAUCCUGCUAUGGUGGUAUCAGGUGGUGGCUCUAUGAACAAUGCUGCAAUGAUGGCAGCAACCGCAAAUGCAGCACUCCAAGGACAGUCGCCAGCUGUGUUGGCAGGCAUGCCAGUCGGGCCUGGUGUGUCACCACAACCGGGGUUUUUUGGCCGUGGUGGUGUAUGGUUACCAGUAGUGAUCCAGCUACCAACUGGUCAAGCUAAAUCUAUCUACCUGGAAAUGAAUGACAAACAUGAUGAACCACCACAAGUGGCUGACGGGUAUGGUGUGUCUGUGGCGUAUGCAUGUCUAGUAGACGCUGUUCGUGCUAUUCAAAUUGAAGUGCAUCCUGACAUACAUCAAUCUGUUGUGUCUCCGCCUUCAACCACAGCCGUGUCAUCCAGUGUUGGUGAUGAUGGCUGUAGUCCUCGAAAUACUGAUGGUGUUUCCCAAAAGAACACCCAAGAAGAAGAUGAUAAUGGCAAUGACGAACAGAGGCAAACUACAGGAGUUAAGAGAUCUCCUUUACAUGAACAGAUAAUUAACAGUAGCUGGUAUGGACUACUAACAACGUUUUGCCCGCUAAUCGAGUCAUGUACUGACGAAGGAAUCACAGAAAACAUGCUGAAAGCGAUGCAAGCAUAUAUUGGCCUAUGUGGUCUGUUGGAUAUGCGGGGGCCACGUGACGCCUUCAUUACAGCUGUGUGCCGUGCAUGUUUACCACCGCAUUACAACCUGACAGUAUUUAGCGGGUCUGUCAAUACUUGUUGUGUUGGUCAACCAUCAAUGUCUUCGUCGUCACCAACCGUGCAAUAUGCCACUUCCGCAACAAUGUAUGAUGACCACCAUCACCAACAAUAUAGUAGUGCUACUGGUGGAGGAUAUGGCCCAGAAUCAGCUGAUUACAAGCAACAACAGCAGGUCAUAGUAGCCGUAGGUACUCCGUUGGCCACACCUUCGUCAGUUUUGCAGACAUCGUCGCCGUCCGGUACCUCACUUCAGAACCAUGGGCCUGUUAUGCUAACCGCUAAGAAUCUACAGUGCAUGCGGGCUCUCUUAGUACUAGCCCAUUGCCAUGGUUCCAUCCUGGGUUCAUCGUGGCAUCUGGUGUUAACCACUCUGCAGCAUCUUGUCUGGAUAUUGGGUUUGAAACCAUCAACCGGUGGUAGUCUCAAAGCAGGAAAUAGCGCUGCUACAUCAGUGCCUAAUAGACACUCAGGUGUCACCACUUCUGCCACUGCUGCGGAUGUAACGGGUGUUGGCUCAUUGUCAUCGUCCACUUCCUCAGUUUCAACAACUUUGUCAUCAUCAAAUGUUGCUGUCAUAACUACGGCUGUCAUGGCUGCUGACCUCCCUGUACUUUCAACGAUGCUCAGUCGGCUUUUUGAGUCCAGUCGGUAUCUGGAUGAUGUUGCUCUUCAUCAUUUAAUUGAUGCACUGUGCAAGCUGUCACAUGAAGCCAUGGAAUUGGCCUAUUGCAAUCGGGAACCAUCAUUGUUUGCUGUUGCUAAACUUUUGGAAACUGGAUUAGUUAAUCUUUCACGUAUAGACAUACUAUGGAGGCCUGUGACCAAUCACUUGUUGGAUGUGUGCCAGCAUCCACAUAUUAGAAUGCGUGAAUGGGGUGUCGAAGCUAUAACAUACCUGGUGAAAGCAGCUUUACAGUACAAAUACCAGCCUCCACUAAAAGAUAAUCAAAAACUACAGACAUUGUUGCUGAGCCCAUUAUCACAAUUGUCAUUAAAUAUGAAUGGUGAUGUCAGACAACGACAAUUAGAAUGUGUACUGCAAGUACUGCAUGGAUCAGGGCAGACAUUGUCACAUGGUUGGCCAUUAGUAUUGAACAUAGUUGGUGCUGUAUCAGACCGUCAUGGAGAGAACCUGAUAAGGAUAGCAUUCCAGUGCUUGGAACUGGUACUCACAGAUUUUUUGCCACUGAUGCCAUGUAAAUGCUUGCCUUUGUGUCUAGAAACCACAGCAAAAUUCGGAAUGCAAACACGUGAUUUGAACAUAUCGUUGACAGCAUUAGGAUUAAUGUGGAAUGUUGCUGAUUAUUUCAAAGAUAAUAAAGACAAACUACUCUGUAACAACAGUGGAGGUGAUAGCAUUAAGCAACGAGGAGCCAGUGGUGAAGCAGUGACUGAUAGUGGUAAUACAAUAGAUUCAACAAUGUCUGGAAUCACUGACCCUCAAGAACUGGUGUAUCCCGAUUUUCCAGGUGUAACUACGCUAGCCGAAAUGUCAGAGUUUGACAAGUUGUGGAUGUGCUUGUUCACCAAGCUUGGUGAACUGUGUAUUGAUCCCAGACCCGCUGUUAGGAAGUCAGCUGGACAAACGUUGUUAUCAACGAUUUCAGCCCAUGCAAAUUUGUUGACGCCGUCGUCUUGGAAUGCUGUCCUGUGGCAGGUACUGUUUCCGUUAAUGAACAAAGUACAGAUGCUCUGCGAGUCGGCCAGUGAUUCUACGUGCAACACGGUUGCAUCUUCCGAUGGAACAGGUGGCACAGGUGGAGGUGGAAGUGGUGGAAGUGGAUCGGCCGGUGGUGGUACGAUCCUGAUACAUCAUUCGCGGAACACUGACCAGAAACAAUGGGCAGAAACACAGGUGUCUACACUGUAUGGUCUAGCCAGGGUAUUUAACGCAGAGAAAUACUCAAUGACAGUGGGUGGAGAUUUUGUCAAGGCGUGGACGUUGCUGUUGGAGUACAUGGAAAAAGCGGCUUUAAAUAGAAAUGUGGAGGUAUCAUUGGCCGGAUUACGUUCGUUGCACGAACUCUUAAUGGUCUAUAGCAACUCCAAUAACGUCGGCGAUGGUACAAAUAUGACGCCAAACGACAAAAAUGCAGCGGCCAUGGACCGGCUGCAGCGAGAAGAGGAUUGGCAAAGUAAAAACGGCGUUAGCGGAUCAACCGCUUCUGCAGCAGCACCGCCGCCUCCAUUGGUGGAAAAUGAGAUUUGGACGUGUACAUGGACUGUGUGGAUGCGAAUUGCAACAGCCGCCACUGAAACUACGGUGGUCGAAAGCCCCAUUAACCCACCGCCGACCACGACUACCAGCAGCGGCUCGUCAACGGUUGGGGCAGAGGACCGUCGUCGUCGCGAAUAUCCACUACAACAACAUCAUCAGUCUCUGCAACACAAACAGAAAUUUUUAACGGCCCUGUUGCAAAUAUUUCCGUUAAUAUUCACCCGCAUCAAAGCCAGGUUCACUGACAAAGAUCUUAACGAUCUUUUCCGAGUAUUGGAUGCAGCAGCCGCUGUUGACGGGUCAGCGGCUGUGGUCCUGUCUGAUCACCACCAUCAAUAUUAUCACCAUCAACCGCAACUGCAACAACAGAACUACUAUGGUGGUAGCUACAGUCAACAACAAUUGACCCGAUUGCAGGACGAGAUUUUACAGUGUCUGGAAACGUUGGAACGAGAGACAUUGAUUUUCGAUGACGAAGAAUUUGGCGGUGCCUCGACAUCUAAUGCUGCUGAUAACGCGACGCCAAGUAGUGACAGUGGUUACAUAGACAAGAAAAACUCGAUGAUGUCGAUGGAGCAGCAGCAACAUCGGCAUGAGUUGGUCCAGAGAUUUCUGUGUCCUCUGUUUGAUCAGCUGUUGAAGUUUUGUCGCUUCGUGUGUCCUCCACUACCACCUGCUGCGGCCAACAGCGGUGGCGAUCGACAGCAAAUGACAAACGGUGCAGCGGCGGUCGACCACUUCCACCACCACAAUAAGUUCGCAGCGGCGGUGGCUGUUGAUUCGAAUUACGUAGCGUUUGGUGAGAAAGCAGUGCUCAUGAUUGUCGAUUUGUAUGGGAUGACAGCGGCCGAAACGUGCGUUGUCAAAGGCGAGAUUCUAAGACGAAUCAUUGAGGUGUUUUCUGUGCCUCUGGCAGGCCGAUACUCCUCUUACCCGACGCCAGCUCCAGCAUUCCAUUACCAUAUGGACGUUACUCCCUUGUCGUCAGGAAGUACGCAGCAACAGCAACAGCAACACGUCCAACAGCAGCAACAGCAGCACCUCACGUUAGUACGACGGCGUCAGCAACAGCAACAAAACACAUGGAAACUACUGGUGGUCGGCCUAAUGAACGUGCUGUCCGUGGGCGUACCGCUGGCUCGGGACUCCGCUGGGGACGAUUAUAUUUCUAUCUGGUCACCACUUGGUUCCGUUCUAGAAGAUAUAUUGUUUCCAAAAAACUUGCCCCCAGCGUCCGCUAUGUUGAAAAGCAACAAAUUGGUGGACGACAACGACGAGAACGAUUCCGUGAUAAUCGACUGUCAGCUGGUGGAGUUCCUGAAGGAUGAAAUACUGUCGCAGUCAACCAACGUACCUCGGGAGUUCAUCAUGCGAGUGGUGGUGUUGCUGAACCGAGGCUCGGUGUUGUCCACCACUACCGCGUCGACAUUGCCCAACUAUCCUUACGGCGGUGGAUAUGAUACGAUGAUGAUGGUGGAUUGCCGUGACGGAGGCGUCUCUGGCGGUGUCGUCACGGGAUCCGGCGUCGGCGGUUUCUCGCCGCCAUCACUCUUGCGAGAACAGUUCGCCAAAGUGUGUUUUGAAACGCUGUUGCAGUUUUCAUUGGUAGAUGGCAUAUCUUCGUCAUCACCUCCGCCGACGGAUAACACGGCGAACAGCGGCAGUAACGAUUCCAACGCGGACGCCGAACUAAUUACCGGCAAACUUGCUGUUACGGCGCUGUUGCACAGAUUCCAGGAGGUUGUCGAGAAGUUCUGUCACGAUCAAAGUUUGACCGGAAAGUGCCCAUUGCCCAGGUAUCGCAUGUCGGAAAUAUCGUUUGUCCUGAAAGCAAUCGCUACACUCAUCGUGUCGUUGAAAAAAACUCCCGACAAAGUCAGUAAAGCCGUGUGGGACCAGUUGAUCAGACUCUACCCGUGCCUCGUGCGGUGCGUACCGUACACUCAACAAUGUUGUUCGUCACCUCAGGUCACGGACUCGCUAACCGAAGCUCUGCUCCAGUACGGCGACCUGUUGCUCAAGGCGCCGCCCUCAACCGCUGCCGACGCUCAACAACCAUAACUCCAAAACCGACAUUAUCGCCGCCGCUCGGAGACAUUCCUCUCGCUGCUUCUCGCACGCCUUCAUUGUUUGAACGUAUUUUUUUUUCAUUAUUGUUUGUUUUCUUGUCUUUGUCGAAGCCUAUGCCGCCACCGCUGCAUUCACAAUUAAUAACGUGUUCUUAAUUGCGAAUGAUUUUUAUAUACCUAUUACCUAUAACUAUUAUUAUAUUAUUAUUAUUACUAUAUUAUUAUUAGUUAUUAUUAUCAUAAUUUCCAUCAUCAUCGUCAUCUUUGGUGUUGAUUUUAUUAACCCAAUGCAAUUGUGCCUAUCUAAUAGUGUAGUGAAUAGCAGUUUUUAAUUAUUGUUAUCAUUAUUAUUUAUUGUAUUGUUAUCGUAUUACAUUACAAACUUUUAUAUAAUAAACAGGUAUAAAUUAGCCGUGGGCGCGUAAAAGAUACCUAUUGAACGACGAGCUUAUAUUAAAAUGUAGUAUGGUGGUAUGAUGAUUGAGAUUGUCUCGCCGGCCAACGCAUAUUAUACUGAAUGUACCACGGUACAAAUGAUUAAGUAUAGUCUAAAACGCCACGGCGGUGGUGGCCAUAUUAUUAUUAUUAUUAUUAUUAUUUUAUAUUAUAGUGAUGACGACGAUUAUUGUUUCCGUCCUCGUCAACAAUUUUUGGACAUUUGUAUUUGUAUUUAUAAUAUUUAUACCGUGGGAGGAUUCCAGAUGAGAGUCUAUUUUUUAUUUUUAUUAUAAUAUUUGAAUGCACGUUAAUACAAUCAUGUAUUUGUGUAAUUUUUUUCUAUAAUAUUAUAAUAUAUUAUGUUAUGUGUAGUAUUUACUACUAACUAUUUAGGUACUGCUCUCACGCUAAACGCGAUAAUAACUAUACUUUGUACAACAUUAUAUAAUAUUUGAUAUGAUUGUUGUAGAAAAUAUUGACGUUUUACUACUAUUAUUUUAUAUUGUAUUACGUGAUGUGUGAGUGUGUAAAUAUAAAAAACUGAUUAUUUA